This is a messenger RNA of Acytostelium subglobosum LB1, 1572 nucleotides long. RefSeq lists its product as hypothetical. The annotation marks the transcript as partial. Lineage: Eukaryota; Evosea; Eumycetozoa; Acytosteliales; Acytosteliaceae. The transcript is spliced from 2 exons. The record is from RefSeq and is a predicted model, not a curated record.
AUGGAUACAUUGCCAUUGACUAUACUUAGACAGAUUGUAGAGUGUUUGGAUUGCAAUGCUGAUCGAUUGAUGUUAUCACUGUCUUGCAAGAGAUUGUUUGAACAGAGACACUCAUACUUGCACUUCUACAUCUAUGGCAUGCCACUCUAUCACAACUAUAACAUCGAUAAAGUUACAUUGAACUCUUACAAACAGAUAAUCGACCAAGUCAUAAACAACAAGCCAAUGACUGUAUUCAUAUACACCAACGAGAUGAAUGAGUGGAGUAAAUCAGCAGAUCGUCGUAUCUUAAUUGCGGGUGACAAGCGCUAUAGUGAUGAGUGGAAGAAUGAAGUGCUGGCAAUGCCCUCCAUUGAAUGCAUUACCUUUUCAGAAUGCGAGUUGUGUCCAUUGGAUGAGAAGUUCUGGGAGGGCACAGUUGACUUCUUCAAGGCACUACGCGAUCGCUACCAAGAUGGAUCCAUUCCAGAGAUUAAGUUCAAUCAAACAUCCAAACCAUUACAACUACAUAACAUACCAAUCACGGAUAUCGACAUAUCAGUUGACUUUAACAGCAAUGACGAUGAUGAGUUGGGAGGUAUAAUCCGACCAGGCAUGUUCCCCUCGACUUUGACCAAACUCUGCUUGUACAACAAUCAUAUCUUUGAGCCUCGCAUCGACCUUACCUACCUUCGAUCACUCAAGACUCUAUACUUCUCCAACAGGGAAGACCAGCCUUUGGAUGGGACAGAGCUGCCAGCUUCAUUGACCGAGCUGGAGCUUGAAUCACGCCUCGGCCAUAUCAAUCUCAACUUGCCACCAAGCAUCACUGACUUGGCCGUGUACGGUGCCAUCAGGUAUCGAAUGGAUAUCCGCAAUCCUCAAACAAUACGAUCAAUAAGCUGUUACUCUGCAUCCAACAUCUCCAUCAAGGACUACACCAAUCUGAGGGAGAUCUCAUUCCUAUCAACCAAUGAUGGUGAACUUUCGCAACUCACAUCGGAGAACCUUCCAUUAUUGGAAUGUAUGUACCUUGGAUUCAAAGAGGUGACAAUGGUACCGAUCAAUCUCUCUGGGCUGCCUGCGUCACUCAAGCGACUCUGCAUCAAGACCCAGCGACGGCCAAUCGCUUCGCUACCCAGUGGAAUUGAAUGGCUCAGAAUACAUUUCGAUUGGUUCAUGGAGGAUGUCAAACUGGCGGGCAUAGUAUGGCCGAGUCCAUCACUGAUCAGAACUCUAAAGUUGGAAUCAUACUAUUAUGAGUUGACACCCGAUGAUAUUCCAUCAUCGGUGACCUGUUUGAAGCUACUCUCACACAAGAAGCAAGUGAGACAUACUGCACUGUCGCCAAACAUUAGGAAGUUGUUGUGGUAUGGAGGUAGCAGAGAGCAUACAAUCGAGCUGAUACAACAUCUACCAAUGACAAUUCAACGAUUUGACAUACAAGUUGGUUCAGAACUGUUCAAUCUCCGUCGUAUCGACUCAACACUAUUCAUACAGAUCGAAGACGUCCUUUUACGCUCUGGCUUUAUCGACCUGGCAACACUCGAAUCACUUCUGGCAUCAAUCAAAGAACGAUCGUCAAGUGACUUG